CGACUAAUAAUAAAGCAAAUUACUGUUUUUAUAACCGAGGGUGUUUAGCCAAUUACGUUACUAUUAGCUGGCUAAUCAUUCGCUUUACCACCUAGCCGUAGACUUUGUACUGUUACCUAACCUACCUGCUAAGUGAACAAAGUGGUGAAGGCUGAUUCUGUCUCAGGCAGUGACAUGGCCAACCCUCUGAGGAGAGAGGUUAGACAGCUGUACAAGAAUCUACUGUAUCUGGGACGGGAAUACCCCCAAGGAGCAGACUACUUCAGGGAGCGUCUGAACAGUGCCUUUGUGAAGAACAAAUAUGUCACAGACCCCAAGGAGAUCAGAAAGCUUGUUGAUUGUGGAGAGGAUGUGAUUAAGGAACUGGGGACCCUGUACUAUCUGAAGGAAUAUAGCGCCAUGAAAAAGCGUUUCUACGAAGAAGAAUUGUUAGGCCUGCUGAAUAUAGGCAGACCGACAGACUGAUAGCCUAGAUGUUUGGCAGCUGAAUCUUCAGUAUGCGGGUGGACCAGUAACCGGAAGGUUGCAAGUUCAAACCCCCGAGCUGACAAGGUACAAAUCUGUCGUUCUGCCCCUGAACAGGCAGUUAACCCACUGUUCCUAGGCCGUCAUUGAAAAUAAGAAUUUGUUCUUAACUGACUUGCCUAGUUAAAUAAAGGUAAAAUUAAAAAAAAUAGAGAACAUUUUGGGUAGUGUAACUUGGUCCCCCAAAAAUAUUGUUUUCACCUCAUUUUAACAUUCUGUCAUAAAGUGCACAUGUCCAACUUUCUAAAAACAUUUGUUUCCAUGUCAAGGGCUUAAAUAAAACUAAUGACUAGUAAGUGCCAUUAAAGAACAGGGUUGAUGUAA
Messenger RNA from Oncorhynchus mykiss (rainbow trout), 849 nucleotides. Its product is annotated as electron transfer flavoprotein regulatory factor 1. Gene Ontology annotation, biological process: respiratory electron transport chain. The record is from RefSeq and is a predicted model, not a curated record. NCBI's taxonomy places the organism in Eukaryota, Metazoa, Chordata, Actinopteri, Salmoniformes, Salmonidae. Gene Ontology annotation, cellular component: mitochondrion.